CAAGAGAUUGUAACUGCAUUCGGCGGAAACACAGAAUGCAAGAAAAAGAAUAGUCGAGGAGGCUCUGGCGGUUAUAUCUCAGGAACAAUAAUACUUUCUAAGCGAACAACCACUUUUUUUACAAUCGGCGGUCGCGGAAUCUAUACAUACAAAAUUACAGAGGAACAAACAGAGCGAUGCUAUAUCCAAGAAAAUAUGGUUGCUGGAGGAUAUGGCGGUGGCGGAUACGCAGCUAAUUGGUAUCGAAAUGAAGUUGAUAAUGGCUCAGGGAGCGGAGGCGGCCAAACAUGUGUCAAAUUUGAGAAGAACGAUCUCUGGCAUCGCGUUAUUGUAAGCGGCGGCGGUGGUGGCUCAGACAAUAGUGCUAGCGUGAAUACUGAGUUUCGAGGUCCAGAUGAUGGCUCAGGAGGUUCAGGAGGAGGAAUUAUUUCGCAAGGUUAUUGGGUAGAUGGAAAAUAUAAUGGCGAAAGAUUGGCAAAUUCUUCUUUUGGCUUCAGUUUUGGAUAUGGAGAAUCUGCACGACAAUAUUCAUCAUUACAUGAGCACGGUGUUAAAUCUGCGGAUGGUACAAGUGACCGUCCAGGUGCAGGAGCUGGUUGGUUUGGCGGUUUUGCAGGAUUGAAUAGAAAUGGAGGUUCAGGAGGAGGAAGUUCAUGGGCACUAACUAAAGCAUUAGAUUACCCCAGUGGAAAUAUCACAGUCUACGAUAGUUUUUAUAAAAAUAUUGGUAGUCAACCAUAUGCAUUCAACUCUAGUGAUGGUUAUUUCUUCAAUGAUAUUCGAAACUAUGCUGGUAUUUGGGAAGGCAACGGACAACUCAUUUUAACAAUUCUCGACACUUUGAAAUGUCCCACUUUCUAUUCAUCAUAUAUCCCUUCUUCAAUAUUAUUCACUUUUAUCAUUUUAGGAUUAA
Trichomonas vaginalis G3 is the source of this 913-nucleotide messenger RNA. Its product is annotated as glycine-rich protein family. NCBI's taxonomy places the organism in Eukaryota, Parabasalia, Trichomonadida, Trichomonadidae. The record is from RefSeq and is a predicted model, not a curated record. The transcript has a single exon. The annotation marks the transcript as partial.